This is a messenger RNA of Adelges cooleyi (spruce gall adelgid), 1916 nucleotides long. It is a transcript of the gene Baldspot, whose product is annotated as elongation of very long chain fatty acids protein 6. NCBI's taxonomy places the organism in Eukaryota, Metazoa, Arthropoda, Insecta, Hemiptera, Adelgidae. Bases 442 to 1272 code for a protein of 276 amino acids. Gene Ontology annotation, cellular component: endoplasmic reticulum membrane. Gene Ontology annotation, biological process: sphingolipid biosynthetic process; fatty acid elongation, saturated fatty acid; fatty acid elongation, monounsaturated fatty acid. The transcript is spliced from 2 exons. The record is from RefSeq and is a predicted model, not a curated record. Gene Ontology annotation, molecular function: fatty acid elongase activity.
CCGGCGUAGCGUACCGACAACCGCAUGUCUGUAUUCUGUAUGCCGCAUAGGUAGGACCUAACCCGUCAGGCGUCAACGGUGUGCACCACGUUCUUAUAGCUAUUGCGGUACUCGCUACUGCAUUCAUUUCAUCUUCGUGCUGCUGUUCGUCGGCAUCGUGUGUGACUCGUGAUCGUCUUUUGAGUUUUGGCUUUGCAGGCUUUCAUUAUAAUACUAUUUAAGUAUUUAAUAUAAUAUUAUUUUUCCAUAUCGAGCGCGCCCCGGCAAACGCUUAGUUAUUAAUUAUAAUUAGCAAUAUUGUUAUUAGUUUUAUAAAUCGUCAAUAAAUUGAAUUUCGAGAAUCGCAAACGACCACCCUGCUGCAAAUUAUCGUUUGACUGUUUGUUUUAUUUAAUUUACUUUCUGUUUACACUUAAUAAUUCCUAACCGCUAACGAUAAUCAUGGUGCGACUGCUGCGAUACCCCGAGCCGUCCAACUAUUCGUACGUGUUCGACUUCGAAGAGAAUUUCCACUACGAAUGGACACGGCAAUGGAUGACAGAUAAUUGGACAAACGGAUUUUACUACUGCACUAUUUAUGCAGCGCUGGUGUUCGGUUUGCGCCGAAUGAUGAGGGACCGUGCCGGAUUUCGGCUCAAGGGCCUACUUGUUCUGUGGAAUACAAUGUUGGCCACUUUCAGUCUGGUGGGUUUCGCUAGAACAGCUCCGGAACUGUUCAGGGUUCUUAACAAAUAUGGACUGCACCAUUCGGUGUGUGUGACUAGCUACGUGGAAGACGACCCCGUGUCCGGCUUCUGGUCGUGGCUGUUCGUGUUGUCCAAGUUGCCCGAGUUGGGCGACACCAUCUUCAUCGUGCUCCGGAAACAGCCGCUGAUCUUCUUGCAUUGGUACCAUCACAUCACCGUUCUGAUGUACACGUGGUUCUCGUACAUGGAGUUCACGUCGUCCGCCCGCUGGUUCAUCGUCAUGAACUACUCCGUCCACUCGAUGAUGUACACGUAUUAUGCGGCCAGAGCGAUGGGCUACCGGCCGCCAACUUGGAUAUCCAUGACCAUCACUGGCAGCCAGCUGUUGCAGAUGUUCGUCGGCUGCUUCAUCAACUACACCACGUACGGGUACCUGAAGACCGGCGGCCCGCAGUCUUGCAGGGUGUCCAAACUCAACAUCACGCUGUCCUCCGCCAUGUACUUCAGCUAUCUAGUCUUGUUCGCUAGGUUCUUUUACAAUGCGUACAUCAAUAAGAGCAGCGCGAAAAAAUCAAAGAAACAUUGACCGCCUGUAUUCAACUGUCGACCGACCACCGCCGCCGCCGCCGCCAACACCAUUGAUGCGAUUUUCAAAAAUAAAAAAACAAAAUCAAUGUAAUAACAACAAUAAUAAAGCGUACUGAUGAUAGUAGAAUAUCAUAAAAAAAAUAAAUGUAUCUUAUUCUUUUGAAGGAUAAAACUCGCGCAGGUAUUGCAAAAAGUCACAAUACGUUUUUUUUUAUUAUAUAUAUAUUUUGCGUGUUACUUAGGAAAACCCGUUAGGCUGUAUUUUUUUUUUAUAUAUACUUUGUAUAUUGCUUCUACAUUAAAGUCUAAAAAGUCGAUAUUUGUAUUUCAUUUUAUUAUAAUUAUAAUUUAUUUAAUGCGCAGAGAUCAGAGAGAGUUGGUGUAUCUCUUAGGAAAAGAACCUCAUUUUAAGUCUUACACGAUUUACAUAUAUAUUUUUUUUUUUGGUUUGUUACAAUUUUAAUUUUGUACAAUAAAAUUGACUGUGCUUUUUACCGUUUAUUACGGCAACACCCUAAAUUACAUUAUUAUUAUCAAUAUUGUUGUUAAUAAUAGUUAUUUGGGAUUGUAAAAAUUCGAUUAUUCCACUAAUAAUUCUGUUGUAAAAUUUCAUAAAUAAACGCUACGCCACCGACACGUUAA